UGGACGCUGGAGGUUGAUGUCACUGGCAGAGAGAGUCUUCAGGACAGGACUCAACUAGGCAGAGCUGGUCAGGGAAACACUGAAGGUCUACGGAGAGGAGAAAAAGUGGGCGAUGUUGCAGCUAGGAUCUUGUUUAUGGACAUUGUUGGGAGGCUGUUGACACAGUCCAGAGGGCUUGCAGGCAUUUUCCAGCUGUAAGGUUGAGGUAGCCUCAUCGACGCAGUAUUUUAGAUCACUUCUGAAAGAAAUACAAAAAUGUCGUCUCCAAGUCCGGGCAAGAGACGAAUGGAUACCGACGUGGUGAAACUCAUUGAGAGCAAGCAUGAGGUCACCAUCCUCAGUGGACUCAAUGAGUUUGUGGUCAAGUUCCAUGGACCACCUGGAACGGCGUAUGAAGGAGGAGUGUGGAAGGUGCGGGUGGACCUCCCAGACAAAUACCCCUUCAAAUCACCAUCAAUAGGAUUCAUGAAUAAAAUCUUUCAUCCCAACAUUGAUGAAGCGUCGGGAACUGUGUGUUUAGAUGUCAUUAACCAGACAUGGACGGCUCUCUACGACCUCACCAACAUCUUCGAGUCGUUUCUCCCUCAGCUGCUCGCCUACCCCAACCCCAUCGACCCUCUGAACGGAGAUGCAGCUGCCAUGUACCUGCACCGGCCAGAGGAUUAUAAACACAAGAUCAAAGAGUACAUCCAAAGGUAUGCCACAGAGGAGGCUCUAAAGGAGCAGGAGGAGGGAGGGGGUGACUCCUCUUCCGAGAGCUCCAUGUCAGACUUUUCGGAGGACGAGGCUCAGGACAUGGAGUUGUAGUGGGUGGGGGGUGUGGUCCCGUCACCUUCACCUCACAACAGACUGUUUCCUAAAGAGCAGAAACUCAGUGCUAUAUUCAUAUUUAAACAAGACAAUUUUUUACAGCGAUACAAGGAUUUUUAUUGCUACACAAGGAUUUGCAGUAUGAUAUUGCAGAAUAUUAACCCUUAUUUAGGAAUUCAUGACCACCUGCCCUUGUCCCUCGAGAGCCUGAGUAGAUCAGAAAGGAGUGCAUCAUUCAUUUCCAUGAUCUUUAGUGGCUUCAGUCAAGGCUUUCACACUACAUGACCAAGUCCAGACUGGGCAGUGAGGCCAACGCAGGAGCACUGUCAUCUAAACACAACUGUUUACAGUUUCCCAUUUGGUUCCACAAGCCACACCUCACCACAUCAUCAGUUGUAACAAGCUUAGCUUUUCUUUUUUCCUUGUCUUAAAUUGACACUUUGCUGCAUCGUCAGGCGCCCUCGCCUCACCGACAGAGGACUGCAGGAUGACAAUCCCCCGUUUAAGAGCAGUCUUGGCCUCACAAGGGCAUAGCAUCUUAUUUUUGUUGAACUGUCACCUUUCAUUUUUUGAUACUGCUGCCCCCCAAGGAGUCACCAUUACACUCAUCUUUUCUGAAGAGCCGAAGACCAGAAGGCCGCAGCUCGGUGACAUGUUCGUCAUGUACAGACAGCACAGGUGUGACUGCAGAUGGCCUCUCUGACAGGACUGUGCAACCUGCCGACGUAUCACACACACCAUCAAACAACCAUUGCAUCAGCCAUGGCAACGCAGUGCAUGCGUGCCUGUGGGAAUGUAUGAAUGUAAACCAGGGAGAAUCAUGGUGUAUUGAUAACAUGUGUUGUACUGACUCCUGAUGCUCAGCAGAAAUCAGGAGAGAAGGUUCCUCUUCAAUACUCCACCCCCGUCCUCCUCCUCCUCUUCUUCUCCAUUUUAGGAAAGUGUUUGUCAUUUUUUUGAGUAUCUUUGUAUAUUGUGGCAUGACACAGAAGUGAAGUUGUGUAGGGCUUUGUGGAGCUGUAAUGCUGUAGACAUGGGGAGGACACUUUUAUGCAGGUGGGGUUUAUCCAGGUUCUUGUUGAAUUAUUGAACUUCUUAACUUUGCCUAUUGCUUGUGUUGAACUAUAAUAGGUGUUUGACUUGCGUAGGGAUAGUUAGUUUUUUCACAGGUGGUGAAUCCUAUCAUAAUGUAUGGUUUCAUACUUAAAUAAUACACUAGUUUAAAGAAUGCUUGUCCUGUAAAGAUGAGGAGAAUUAAUACAUCUUUGUCCGUGGGAUAAAUCUUUGUUGAAUCGAAUCCUCCAAAGACAUGUUGCACCCCUGCACCCCCUUCUUAUAUGCAAUUGUGUCCAUAAAAGAUCAUUAAUGUUGUCAGACAGAAGUGCUCUUCGUUUCAGCCAUUCAACACUGUUGCAUUUACUUUCUCAUGCUGUUGAUGUGGCUGUGGCUUUCCAAAAUGGUGGGACCAAAAACAAUCUAAUAGAUCUACAAGCUUGGUUUCAUAAAUAUCCCAAAAAAGACAAGGAAAUCCUCCUCAAAUUAUAUUUGGGGUUUACACUGAGGUCAAGCGAGAAGAUGUUUGAAUAAUGUUCCUCAAAAUGUCAAACUCAUGACACUUUGAGCUUUCUUCCUCUUCUUCUGACUAUCUUUUAAAAGCUUUUGUCCUCAUCUGUCCAUGGAAACAUUCACAUGCCUGUUGGCGCCUUUGCAAAGGAGGCGUUACCACAGCAGUGACAGUUUACUGUUAAAUUUCAUAAUGGCGCACUGGUGUGUGUUUUAAUGCAGGCCGUAUGCCUCGUACAUGUUUGAAACAUGCACUCAUUGCAUUGCAGAUCAGUUUGUAUUAAGUGUUAUUCCUGGGAGGAAACAAAAGUUCAAAUCUUACGUUAUCGCCAUGAAAAAAGGCCAUUUGUUCUUCAGUUAUAAUCAAAACAUGACUUAACAUCCCUUUAUAAUCGUUUAAAAUGAUAUCAGGAUCUUUUCCAUGGUGUCUUGCAAGAGGGUUUACCUUCAUUUGAGAACUAACAUAGGUCGGUAAAACUAGCAUGUCACAGUUUUUUUGACAUGGCAGAAAAAUGUGUAUUUAUUAAGUAACUUAGUUAAAAUGGCUUUAAAUAGCCUCAGUAACCAAAUAUAUGUUGGUGUAGGUCUUAGGACUACAUGAUGUCACAGUCAGUUGUCAUUUGCAACAGAAAACAAACCACUGUCCAGCCUUGUUGCUUGUCAUCAUCUGGAUGCAUCAGUGUAUUAUGUAUUUUUUUUUUUUUAUUAAUGAGACACAAACAGUAUAUUUGAUGCCUAUAAUUUGUUUGAAUGUUUUUAUUUGUCUUUUAAGCCCGAUGUGCAGGAUUCAAGUUCAGAUAUCUCUGAUUUAUAAAAAGCAAAAAAGGAAUAAAUGUGCUUCCCUUGUAACUUGAAGACAGAAAUAAACAGCAAAAAUUAUAUGA
Scatophagus argus is the source of this 3257-nucleotide messenger RNA. RefSeq names its product ubiquitin-conjugating enzyme E2 H-like. Gene Ontology annotation, cellular component: nucleus. The transcript has 7 exons. The coding region runs from base 256 to 807 and encodes 183 amino acids. Gene Ontology annotation, molecular function: ubiquitin conjugating enzyme activity. NCBI's taxonomy places the organism in Eukaryota, Metazoa, Chordata, Actinopteri, Scatophagidae. The record is from RefSeq and is a predicted model, not a curated record. Gene Ontology annotation, biological process: protein polyubiquitination; ubiquitin-dependent protein catabolic process.